AGAAAAUCACAGCAAUCACAGUCAUUAGAGUAACAAACAGUGACCUCGUGUAGAGCCACAUAGAAACCACCACGAAUAGUGCGCCCAAUCCAAGCAGCCAACCGUCUCUAAGAAGGCAUUCAUCAAACAACGCGUUUUUCAAGCCCAUAUCAAUAGCAACUACCGCUACCAAAUCAUUUUCAAGAUUCCUGGAACAAUACGAAAAUUAAAUUAUGAAUCCAUUAACGGAAUUUGAGAAAACACUCUAUCGAAGGGUUGCUGAGCAUCCGGGUGUGUGGAAACCAAAACUUUACGCAUCAUCGCCUAUCAAAACGGCUAUAGAAUCAACCGACCCGAACCUUAUUAACGGUUACGCAUUCAAGAAUCUAUAUCUUCAGUCGCCAACAGAGCUGUCUGCUGAUCAGCAUUCAGAACUAGAAAGUUACGAGCAGUUCGUUGCACGUCUGAGCGAUCUGCACAGCUCCGUCUAUCGACAGUAUUUUGAAGGGAAAGAUUUGGAAAUCGAUACAUUACAGCAAAACAUGCUAGAUCAACAAAACUCAACCUAUCGGAGACACUACUGCCAAUCUGAUAGGAAGGUCAACUCAAUUGACGUGACUAGGAAAAAGAUACGAGCUCAAAAAUUAGCAGUUACGCUUCCCCCUGGCUGGGAGUUCAAAUAUACAACUUCAGCAGUAAGCGAAGCUUUUUUUACAAUUUCCCAGCACCCAUCGGAACUGGAAUGACCUGUCGGCAUUAGCUCAGAUGCCAACCACCAAUUUGAAUUCGCAACAAUAAUAAUAAAUUCAAUUGCUACUCACUCUUGCCGCAAACUGUGGUAAAAUUCGAGCGACUUAAUGCUCCUGGCAAUCGGCAGAAAAAUCAUGGCAGCACCUAGAAAUUCGGCAGAUUCCUGAAAAAAUGUACAUAUUAAAGAUACAGCGAAAAAUCUACCAUCUGUUAACUUACGUUCAGCUUAAUAAACUCGACAUCGGUCAAAUAGUGCAAAAUGUUAUAC
Wyeomyia smithii (pitcher-plant mosquito) is the source of this 997-nucleotide messenger RNA. RefSeq lists its product as uncharacterized. The coding region runs from base 213 to 725 and encodes 170 amino acids. The transcript has 2 exons. Lineage: Eukaryota; Metazoa; Arthropoda; Insecta; Diptera; Culicidae. The record is from RefSeq and is a predicted model, not a curated record.